AUACAUUUAUCAUCUAUUGCCCAGAACCUCAAUGGCAAACACACUCACACUUCCGGACGUUCUUAUGCCCGUGGGCCGGCUUCUACAACUCAAAGACCUCACCGCAGCAGUACGGGUCUGCAAGGCAUGGCACAAUGCCAUGACACCCCUGAUCUGGCGCACCCUAUCCUUCGACACUCCACUUUAUAUCACUUCCACACCUCUAAGAGUCACCGCCCAAAGUAGCACAACGGCCUACUCCACCUACAAAGCACCCUCUCCAGAAGCCAUCGAGCGGAACGCAGCCCUCAUCCGCAAGAUCACAGUCUCCAGAGGAUCCCAACAGCAUCCAGCAGACCAUGCAGCGCAGAACGCAGCCCUGAGAUAUUGCUCCAAUAUCCUAUCCCUCGAAAUCUUAAAGUCUGAUGCCUAUCGCUUGAACCAGCUGUGUGCGAUUCACCACACGGACGAACAUCUUUGGCAGGACGUUACUCCGUUCGUCCUCAGGAAUCGUCGCUCCAUACACACGAUCGUCAUCCAUCGAUCGAGACAGACACCUUCGAAUGAGUUCAUGGAGGCAGUGCUGGAUAUCGCUUGUCUCAGAGAGUUUACGACGGCAUACUGUCACUACCGAGCUCAAACCCUAGCGCAACUCUUGGUCGUUCACGGGUCCAACUUAGAAAUCCUUGCGCUCGAGGGCGAUGUAAUCCAACAUUGUGACAACUCAUCGUUGGCUCAGAUUAUGAGACUAGUCCAAUUGAAUCGACUACGGGAGCUCAGGAUCGAGAAGUUGGACGGGAACAUGGACAUAGAUAGCCAACUACAAUUGAUCCAGCGAGCACCGAAUCUCAUCAAGUUGACUUGGGAUCUUGGAAGGUAUCCGUUCCCGGAUCAGGACGUUUUUUGUCAGAUCGUUUCAGAGACAUGUCCCGGGAUCGAACGCUAUGUCUUGAUUGCCGCAUCGCAGGAUUUUCCUACAGAAGCCGCCAGGAGACUUUAUCCGUCCUACAUUGCGAAGGAACCCACGCCUAAGGACCGUACGCUGGCGAAGGUCCUAGACCUAUCGAAAACCGUGACCCAAUUCGAUGUUCUCAAGUCCAGCUUCGGUCCACAAUCCAUGGCAGCCUUGAGACGACACUUCUCGGUACUAACGACGCUGAAGUUCGAGGCAUGUUCGCUCUUCACGAGCACCAUGGCUCAGGAAUGUCUCUCGUCGACGCCACUGCUAAGGAGUUUUACGGCGGACAGGAUUUCUGCACACGAUAUCAUCCGUGGUAUAGACAGCGAGCAGAAGGGGCAGUCUUCGUCUUCAUGGGUCUGUCUUGGACUGACCGUCUUGGUAGUGUCGAUCGUCGACUUGCCAGAUGUAUCCCCCCGCACCUUGGAAUUCAAAACCAGUCCAGUGGAGCGACAACGGAACUUCCAAUGCCAUGCCAAGGUGCUCCUCCAACUCUCCAGAUUGGAACGGCUCGUCCUUUUAUUCGUGGGAUACAAUUCUGGGCUUGCACAUGCUGACUAUCUGACAGACAGACCUCGACUAGGGAUCAAAAUGGACGGGAUCUGUUUAAAACCUGAGGCGGGAUUGUACCAGUUACAGACAUUGAAGAAAUUGAGGUUCUUUAAUGUGGAUAGAGUGCCGCAGGACUUGUCGAUGGAAGAGGUGAAGUGGAUACACAAGGCCUGGCCGAGCCCCGUUCAAUUAAAGCCGUCUGCAAUGGACUUAUCCCUUCCAAUGCGUGAAAUUAACAUUAGCAGGCGCCUCAUAGAGCCUUACCGCUUCCUGCGAGGCCGCCCCACGUAAUAUGAUUCAGGAUCCGAAGAUCUAUUCGUAUUAAACUAAAGUUCGAAAGGCAGUAACCGUCGCGUUCUAGCACGGAUUCUGACUUACAGGCGUUCAGCCAUAAUCUGACGGACGAUAGUUUCGAGAGCCAUUGCCUGCUCAGCCAUUCGACAUUUUUUCGCGUGUUAAAUCCCUCAGUUAAACUCUGUUAAUGUAUUAUUAUGUCACAUCUUGUGGUCUUGGACACUUGACAUAGCGCUUGAACUCCGUUGUCCCCAGUUGAGUUGUCCCCCAAGGCCAAAGUGGCCAGGGUCGAGUUGGUCUUGAGUGCCUUAGACAACGUCUGAGCUCCGCUGUCUCCGAUCCUGUUGAGAGUCAAGUCCAAAGUGGUCAGAGUCGAAUUGGUCUUGAGUGCCUCAGACAGCGCCUGAGCUCCGUUGUCUCCAAUUGAGUUGUCCCCCAAGGCCAAAGUGGCCAGAGU
Messenger RNA from Gamsiella multidivaricata, 2240 nucleotides. RefSeq lists its product as uncharacterized. Bases 32 to 1780 code for a protein of 582 amino acids. Gene Ontology annotation, molecular function: protein binding. The record is from RefSeq and is a predicted model, not a curated record. The transcript has 2 exons. NCBI's taxonomy places the organism in Eukaryota, Fungi, Mortierellomycota, Mortierellomycetes, Mortierellales, Mortierellaceae.